GCAAAGACAAGUUCUGCACAAUCUCUAAGCUUCCCAUGGCUCAAGCCGGGUCUGUAUCUGCAGAAACCGAGACGCUGAGCCAUAUCUGCAGACUAGUGGAAGCAUUUAGAGCUUUCGACGCCGACAAUGACGGUGCAAUAACGGCGGCCGAACUCGGCGGCAUCAUGGGAUCGCUGGGGUACAACCCGAGUGAAGAGGAGGUGAGGUCUAUGAUGCAGAAGGGAGACACCAACAAAGAUGGGUUGCUGAGCAUGGAGGAGUUCUUGGAGAUGAAUACAAAGGAUUUGGAGCUUGGUUCCUCUGCAACUUUCCUUAAAGCGGCCGCUGAAGCUCUCAAUGUUGAUGAGGAUGGUGUUGUGAGCGGGGAGGAGCUGUUUGAGGCGAUGUGGAAUAUGGGGUGUGGGUUGACUCUGGAGGAUUGCCAGAUGGAGGAUUGCCAGAAUAUUGUUGCUUCCAUGGAUGGAGAUGGGGAUGGAGCUGUUAGCUUUCUGGAUUUCAAACUUAUAAUCAAUUCUCUCCUCUAGAUUCCUGAAGCAAGUGAUAGCUAUAUGGGCCUAAAAAAACAAACGAAGCAUCACACAGGAAUUAACGCAAGCACUUGGGGUGCUCUGCUCUUCCACUUUUUAUAUAGACUAAACAUAGAUGUAAUAAAAUACCCGUCAUGGAACUAUAUAUGCAGAAUCCUUUUAUUUCAAAA
Corylus avellana is the source of this 697-nucleotide messenger RNA. Its product is annotated as putative calcium-binding protein CML29. NCBI's taxonomy places the organism in Eukaryota, Viridiplantae, Streptophyta, Magnoliopsida, Fagales, Betulaceae. The record is from RefSeq and is a predicted model, not a curated record. Gene Ontology annotation, molecular function: calcium ion binding.